Rhinichthys klamathensis goyatoka is the source of this 2772-nucleotide messenger RNA. RefSeq names its product TOX high mobility group box family member 4 a (gene tox4a). NCBI's taxonomy places the organism in Eukaryota, Metazoa, Chordata, Actinopteri, Cypriniformes, Leuciscidae. Gene Ontology annotation, cellular component: nucleus. Gene Ontology annotation, molecular function: chromatin DNA binding. The transcript has 9 exons. Gene Ontology annotation, biological process: regulation of transcription by RNA polymerase II. The coding region runs from base 413 to 2503 and encodes 696 amino acids. The record is from RefSeq and is a predicted model, not a curated record.
CUCCGCGAGGCCUGUGAUAUGAAUGAAACCUCACGUUGGGUUUAACAGCAACACCUUUGUGAACUAGCACCACUUAGCCAGUUAACGUUAGCUGCUGCUAGCUGGCUGAAUUGGUAAGCCUAUUAAUAAACGUUUUUAACUAAUCUGGUACUACUUGCGCUGCGUGUGGGAUCGUGUAAUGAAGUUUACUGGCAUUAUUCAGCCGAGCAACACAUACCAUAUAAAAUUGGACAAUACCGAGAACAAGAUGUUGUGUUUCUUGCUUCUUUUCUAUUAGUGAAUAGUAUUUUUUUCUUAGAUGACUUUGCUUUUUAAUUUUGAAUUUUUUGCUCUUGGCUUGUUACAAGAUCAACCUCUUCUCUGAUAUCAAAAGACCCAAUUUAUCUAUUUAUUUAGUCUUGAUAUUUUCCUCAUGGAUCUGAAUUUUUACUCGGAUCUCUCUGACGGGACCGGUCAACAUGUUGAUUCUGAGUUUAUGGAAAACUCGUCUUACAAUGGAUAUGAUUCAGUGACCAAGUUUGCAGGUGCCAAUGAGUCAUACCUGACCAUCAGUGGACCUGGUCAUCAUUUUCUUGAGAAAACAUUCCAUACACCCUGUCUGGGCGAUGAAGAGUUUGAAAUCCCAAUCUCCUUGGAUCCAGAUUCUGCGCUCACCAUAGAGGAUGUGGAGGCCCAUUUCGGAGAGUUGGCUGAACAGGCUGAGAGCUCAAGGGGUCCUGGAGUUGGAAACAGUCUUGCCAGUAAUACUGUAGUAGGGGGGAAUGAUCCCUCUUUUGCCUCUGCUUUCAUGAAUCCGUCUUCUCAGGGCAUAGAGCAUCUGAGUUUGGGUGUGAUUAACCAGCCUGGAGGAAGUGCACUACUGAGCUCAACUCUGGGUGUGGAUCUCGGCCAUUCUGUUGGCUCCCAUUUUAAUAGUUCCUCCUCCAUGACUAUUGAUGUUCCAAUAAACGACAUGGGCCACAGUCUCUUAGGACACAAUCAGCUCACCACCAUAGACCAUUCAGAUCUAAGUGCUCAGUUAGGGCUCAGCCUUGGUGGUGGAGCCAAGUCACCUGACCAAACGCUGUCAACCACACCAUCUCCUUCUGGGUCAUUGCAGGAUGAAGACAUGGAGGACUUCAGACAAAAAACCAUGCUGGUAGACUACUCUUCAGCCUCUGCGACGAUCAUACCGCACCUCCCCAACUUGACGGGUUCCAGCCAGCUCUCUUCUCCUCUUCCAGCUGUGGUGAGGAGGGUUGGCGGUAAGCCGGCCAUGGUGCCUGUGACCACAGUGGACACGGGAGCAACGCUGGGAGGCAAAAAAGGAAAGAAGAAAAAAGAUCCCAAUGAACCACAGAAGCCAGUGUCAGCCUAUGCUCUGUUCUUCAGAGACACCCAGGCAGCCAUUAAGGGCCAGAACCCAAAUGCCACAUUCGGAGAGGUGUCCAAGAUAGUGGCAUCCAUGUGGGACAGCCUGGGAGAAGAGCAAAAACAGGUUUACAAGAGGAAAACCGAGGCAGCUAAGAAAGAGUAUCUGAAAGCUUUAGCAGCCUACAGAGCAAAUCAACUCUCAAGACCAUAUUCUGAGGUGGAGGAUAGCGCUCCUUCCACUCCUCCCUCUGUCCCCUGUCCUGCACCCGUCAUCCCUGCUCCUGCUGCCCCUGCCCGUCCACGCCUGACCCCCAUCCCUGAGCAGAACACCAUCACCAACAUCUGUGCAUCCAAUAUUAUCCUCGACCUGCCUCAAGUCACCACCCGCUCCCGCACGGGUUCUCUACCCUUGGCCAUCGGCCAGCCCCUGACCCCUAACCCCAGCCCGACACCCACUGUCACAAAAAUCAUUAUCUCCAAGCAGAUGCUGCAGGGAGGUUCUCAGCUCCACCAGAUCCCCACGUCCAUGGUGACGGUGAUUCCGGCUGGAGUACGAGCCUUGCAUCCGGCUUCUGCUGGACGACAGCCUCCACCACUGCAGCAGAUGCAGGGCACCCCACCUCCACCACGUCUGCAGCAGAUGGUACAAACCCAAGCCCCGCCGCCUCUUCAGGCCAAGCCCCGUGGAGGGGCAGGAAGUUCUGUGGCCGUCACGGCUACGCCUCCACCGCCUCUUCAGAUAAAGAUUGUGCCCGCUUCAAUACACUCUGACCUGUCCACGCCAAUUAUUGUUACUACAACAACAAGUGCCAAUCCUGUUAUUUCCUCAUCCACCAUCUCAGCCUUAGCACAUCCUGCCCCUGUUGAGGUGAAAGUGGAAGAGCCCAAAGAGGAGUUGGCCACUGGGACGGAUGAGGCUCUGACGGAGGAACCCGAAGAGAUGGAGAUGGAGGUAAGUGUUGCUCCUGCGGUCUCCUCUUCCACUCCUCCUGUGAAUCUCUGUGUCCGUGCUGGAUGCACAAACCUGGCUGUGGAUAGUCGAGACUGGGAUAAGGAGUAUUGCAGCAAUGAAUGUGUGGCCACACACUGCAGGGAUAUUUUCAUGGCCUGGUGUUCAAUCAAGAGCCAGAACUCAGCCACUGUCAAAUAAAUGAAACGAAAUCCUCCUGAUUCUGGGUCUUAGCAUGCCUGGAUGUGUCUUUUAUAAUAACACAACAGAAUUUUACUGGAAUUACUAGUGAAAGUUUAGUGUUUUUGUUGUAAAUAUCUAAGGCAUGAAAAUGGCAGUGGAAAAAUCACUCUAUGAAAGGACAAAUUAUGUCUUUGUUACAACUGCUGAUGAAUAUACUGCGAACAUCAUGUUUUGACAUUUGUUUUCCUAGUUGAAACUGUCAGAAAAGGACGUACAGUGAAUAUUGU